ACUGAGCCGUAACACACCUGGCGCUCAGUUGGGAGCAGUGCGGCCAGCGAACAACAACGAGAACUCGGUACGCGAUUUGAAUUCCUAUCUAAAUCGGGUCUUCGAUGCAAAUCGGGCCAGAACUGUAUUCUUGGCAACACGGAAAGAGUUAGGAGAGUUAGCCAGAGGCCAGAGCAAGGGAGAGAUAGAGAGAGAGUUGAAGUGAGAGUGAGAGAUAGAUAGAGAUCUGGCCGGCAUCGGUUUUGUGGCAGCUGCAAUAUCGCUGAUGCUGCAGUUGCAACUCGUACGCGUCGCUUGCAACAUCGCAAUAUCGCAUCGCUUGUUUCGAUUUCAGUGCGGUAGCAAUUGUGGUUAGUUUCCAAGUAUUCGUGUUUCGUGUGGGAAAAUGCGAAAAAUUAUCCGGCUUCGGGUGUUUUUUGCUGUGACCAUUAAAACGUUUUGUCGCUUGUAAUUGUGCGGCAGCUGCUUUUAUUUUGCCUUUAAAAGAGCAGUUAACAGUGCAACAGGUGCGUGAACCGAACCGAAUCGAACCGAAACAAGUUACGGCCAAAACAAAAAGUAUCUAAGCCGUAUAAUCAUUAAAAGUGCAUUAGACAACCUGCUGCCAACGUCAGACAUAUGUACUUUUUUAUUUUAAAAUCAUUCCUGGAUCCCCGGGAGAUGGAAAUUCUAAGGCCUUUCAUCAGUCUAGCCGUCAGCCCGUCAACCCGUCACUCAGCCACUCAUUCACUUUGUCAGUUUUAAUGCACCUGCAAUGACUUGUUAAAAAAAAAAUUUGUCGAGAGAUGCCCCUUAAUGUUUCUCGGACCUCGGACCACAGCCAGCCGCCUUUGGAGUCAUUAAAGAGAAACAAUUUCGCACUAAAAAGUCAACCCACGUCAGGUUGCUAAAGUGCUUUAUAAGACCAACAACCCAUAAAGUGAUCUCCAAGCGAGUCUCAAAAAAAAAAUACAAAUAAAAAACACACGCAUUCGGUAUAUGAUAAUAAUAAAAUCUGGCAGAAAAAAAGGCAUUUGACUUUUGGCCAGUUGGAGUUAUUUCGCAGCUGCAACGCCAACGCGAAAUUCUUGGCCACGAUAUUUGGUUUAUUAGUUCUGUCGCUUUGGUGUGGGCUGCUUGGGAAUAACUUGAGAUUUUAGGCCAGUUCUAACCUUGGAAUUGUGGUAUUAGCAUGGUAUGGUAGUUAACUUCUUAGUUUUCAAAUUUUAUGGCCCUCCUUUGUUGGUAGAUUCCAGAAAUUCCAAGAACGUGGCUCGUAGCCAUAACUCAUCGAGAGUAUCCUUUUUGAUUUCUCAUAUAUGUAGUGUCCAUGUCACGAACGUGCCUUUAAUUUCCUUAAUAGAUAUUUGAAACUGCUCAUCAAUCUGACGUAAAACAAAUGUUAGCCAUUAGAGGCAUGUUCUGCAUAAAUGAAGCAUGAGUAAAUGGUGGCACAACAACGGCAUGCGGCAUCGGUAUCUGAACUGAGCUGGGCUGGGACGAAUGCAGUCAAGGCGCCCUUAAUUAACAUGCAACUGGCAACGUUUCGCGUAAACAAAAAUAACAAAAGCAAUAGCAGCCAAUAGCCAAUAACAACAGCAACAAACCACGACAAGUUAAACGACAACGACAAGCGUUAAAAAAGUGCAAUCCGUAGGAAAAAGACCUCGUUUUCCAGCCAGAAGGUGACGAAGACGACGAGCAGUCUAAGUUUUGCCAAUCAGUCAGCUAAUGAUGCUGCUGCACCAGCCAGAUGCAACUGGGGAUUCGCCCUAAAGCUGCUAAUUAAAGUCCGAGGAAAGGGGAAGCAAAUUGCAACAUCAGCAAUAUCAGCAGCAGCAGCAACAUCGGCAGCAACAACAUCAGCAAUCAGCAAUUACUGCAGCAACAGCAAUUGAGACGGAGCCAUAAAAAGUAUAUAUAAUGUCGCUGGUUUUGCGAAGUCAACGCGCCUUCAUUGAGGAAAAUGCUCGUCCAUCGUCUGGCGGCGGCAGUGGCGGUCCCGGUCCCUCGUCCUCCUCCGCGACCCCGGCGGGAAUGAGUCGCUCGGUGCGCAGUUGCAGCUGCUGCCCCUAUGGCUACCACAUCGACCUGGACUUUGUGCGCUACUGCGAGGCUCUGGCCCAGGCCAAGCCCAGCGAGGAGGAGCAGCGGCGCAGGGAUCGCCGGCGUUCCCGAAAGUCCAUGGAGUUUAUGCUGGGAUUCGAGAGCCUCUUUGGGGGUGACUGGCAGGCGGAGUCGCGGGUCCAAGGCAAACUAACAGAGGCCGCACAUGAAAGCGAACCGGACUCGCCACGCCCCCUAAACCAAGCGAAUCUGUCACCGUCACAGUCACAGUAUAACACCACACCCUGCUACCGACCGCGAUCGUCGUCCGUGCCGCGCUUCACUUACGGCAGCAUACCGCCCCGAUCGGAGUCCCCCUUUGGCACCGCUUCCUCCACCUGCUCCUCGCUAAGGGGCGGAGUGGAGAGUGACGCCGGUGUCUAUCAAAGGCGUGCCCCGGCGAUCAGUCCGCCGGAGACACGGGCCUUCCUCUCAGAAGCUCUCGACGAGGUGUGCAGCGAUUUUGAACGGACUUUGGAACGAACCUCGGUCAAAAGGCGGAAGAAUCCCUACAAUGGUUCCAUGUCCAUGGAUCGGAAUAAUAACAAACUCAGUUUGAGUUUCAAUAAUGGAUAUGGUUCGAAGGAUACCCGGAACAAUAAUCGUUUUGGUAACAGCACGUGGGACCGAUUCUUUGAAGUGACAGAUUCCUGUUUUGCGGGAAACCGAUCGCCCACGGGCUCACCGAGUACCCCCUUUAUGCGCUCCAAGACACUGCCCCUGCAGCAGCGCCCCAGCCCGGCCGAAGUGCAAUACGAGAGCUAUGUCCAGGCCGCGGUGGCUGCCAAUGCCAAGUCACCGGUGGAGCAGCUGGAAUCGCCAAAUGCUGCUGUUGGAGCCACACCGCCGCCACCUCCUCCCCGACGUCAUCAUAUUCUGGCCAGCACACCCACCUCUGCCAUUACGCCCAAGGAUGAAGGCCAGCCGGAAACUGCUUCCAUGAGUGGUAGCAGCUCCUUGCAGUCACCAGUUAACUCGGAAGCGGGUCACCCAUCCAAGGAUGCCCAGGCUCUGUUCCAGAUACGCGAGCAAAUGGCCUUGAGCCUGAAGCGAUUGAAGGAUCUGGAGGCGCAAGUCAAAGUCAUACCAGAUAUGGAGCGUGAACUCAAUUCCUUGAGGGCCGAAAAACAGCUACUGGUACGCAAAAACGAGGAGUUACUCCGUGGCCAACGACAGACGCCCUCACCGCCCAGUCCGGGCAUAAAAACUGCUUCGCCCGUGCAGUUUACUCCGCAAAGGAUUAGUCCAGUUUCGCUGGAGAGCCUUGGAGCUCGGAUACGCAGUACUUCCACCUCUGCCUCACCCUCGCCCAGUGUGGUCCGGCGCGAUGUGUCCACCCAGGUACGACCGCCUGCCACCAGAGAUGUGAACACUGGCUUCGCCCCUGUCACCCGGAAUGUUGGAACUCAGCCAUCCGAAGAAGUCUACUCCAAGAAGGAACUGGAAAAGAAAGUGGAGCAGGCUCUGAUCCAGGCGGAGAAGGUAAAGCAGAGAAAGCUUAUCACGGUGGGCACUCAGAUGUAUGUGCCGAAGCGUGAACAGCGCGACUACGGCGUUCAAACUCAGCCGGAGAGACCCAAGCUGACGUACAACGUGGGCGUAUCCGCCAAACCCGCUACCAGAGAGAACUUCACCAGCUGCAAGCCGGAUGUACGCAGUGUGGGCAGCUCCGAGGAUUGCGUAGACGAUAAGCUGUGUGCCAAGUGUGGCGUAACCAAGAAAAGCAUAGGAUGCGGCCCGGAUACCCCGCCGGAGAAGACGAAACCAGCAACUCCUCAAAUGCCCGGCCGGAGCAACACCUUCAGUUUGGGCGAGAACGAAGCUCUGUCCAUUGUGAGGAAGACAAUAGGAUGUCAGACUCCCGCGACGCUGGUGCACAGUUCUGGAAGUCAGACCGCCGCCACAGCAGUACGCUCCAUGGGUGCCCAGGUGAAUCCCCAGCAACAACACACGGGGAUUCAGUGCGGAACGGAGCAGGUGUCGCGGCAGACGGAUACUAAAGGACUGCAACGUCUGAGCCGAAGCCACACGAAGGGAGAGCAGGUGGCCGAGUCUGUGCCACCUCCCACCACCCGCCACGCAUCCUGCAAUACGGACAAGAUCAAGGAGCCAGAGCCGGUAAAGCCACCGACCACCACCCACUCUGCUUGCAACACGGAGGAGGUCCGGAAACGGGAUGUGGGUUGUGGCGACAUCGUCAAGCCGCACAUUUCGAUAGCCUGUGCGGCCAACUACUGUGAUUCCUGCAAGGAGGCCAUCCAGGAGCUGGCCAAAGACUUCUCCAAGGCCAGUCCCCCUACCCCGGUGGCAGGGCGUCGUUCCACAUCAGCAGACUCGCGGAUUCCCCGGCCCAAGCACCUCACCAGUCCCAGCCCCGUGAGGCGGGAGUUUAAACGGCAGAACACCUACACCCUGGCCACGCCCUCUCCGACGCCCAGUCCAAAGGUGGAGCGAAAGGCAAAAAUGAGCACCCUGCAGGAGAAGCCGCCCAGUGUGUCCAGUUUCCAGACAGCAGAUCCCCAGGCCGAGUCCCAGAGCUUCAUCAGUCAGCCUCAAAAGGAAUCCCUGGACCUCAGCCAAAUCGGGGACGAUGAGUUAAUUGUGCGCGAGGAGAAGAGGGUCAGUAUUAGCUGGUCGCGGGAUGCAUCGCCCGCACCACUGAUGACCUCCUCGGGCACCGCCAAGUCAGAAUCCCCUGACCAAGACCUGUUACUGAGCACAUCCAGCGACUCUGGCAGUCCGCCAAUCGAUGUCCAGAUAUCCCAAGGGGCCCGUAAAAAGUCCAGCACGCCACUCAAGUCUAGUCAGAGCGAUGGCUCCCAGGUGACGGUGAUUGAACGGCCGGCCACCAAGGCCCAGCUCCAUCAAUUAGCCCAGGCGGACUCGGAGCCAAGGAAAAAAUCUGAGCUGCCCAAGGAAAUGAAGGACGCCCUCAAGUCCAUCAAUGAUUCGCUGCUGAAGAAACUGGGCGCCAAGCCCAUUUGCUCGCUAAGCCUGAAACCGGCUAAGAACAUCAUCCAGGAUCAUUGGUUCAAGAUCUCCAGUACCCUGGCAGCGGAUCCCCGUGAAGUGGAGGAUUAUCUGGAUUACUUCGAGUCCCUUUCCGUCCCAUUGCUGGAGUAUUGUGUGAACCUGUCUGACAAAAAUGGAAACACCGCCAUGCACUAUGCCGUCUCGCAUGCCAACUUCGAUGUUGUAUCCAUUCUGCUGGAUUCCAAAGUUUGCGAUGUAAACAUGACGAAUAACGCCGGAUACACAUGCGUGAUGUUGGUGUCGCUGGCCAAGCUGAAGCAGCCCGCCCAUCGAACAGUCGUCCAGCGACUCUUCAAGAUGGCCGACGUCAACUUGCGCGCCAAGAAGCACUGCCAGACCGCUUUGAUGCUCGCUGUGUCGCAUGGUAAUGCUGACAUGGUUUGUCUGCUCCUGGAAGCCGGAGCGGACAUCAAUAUCCAGGACGAGGAUGGUAGUACGGCACUGAUGUGUGCCGCCGAGCACGGACGAGUGGAUGUUAUCAAGCACCUUCUGUCACAUCCCGAUUGUGAUUCCUUGAUAACUGAUGUGGAUAACAGCACAGCUUUCAAGAUCGCCUGGCAGGCUGGACACCGGGACGUCGGACUGCUCCUUUAUGUCCACGAGCAGAUGCUCCGGAGCAAGAUGCCGAACCGUGGCGAUCCCCUGAGGACCUCUUUGCGUGCCGGAAACUUGCAGAAGAGGAUGCCAUCGGAGUAGAGGAGUGCCAUUUCGUUACAUUGUAUUAGCGGCCAAAAUGUCGAACAAAAACACUUAGAUCCUAAGCUCAAAAUAGCAUUUUUUCGUAGGGCUGCCAAAAAACAUUCCACAACGCAGAAAAGCACACAAUUGCAGCUUCGAUUUUUAGGGAUACUGUA
Drosophila ananassae is the source of this 5972-nucleotide messenger RNA. RefSeq names its product KN motif and ankyrin repeat domain-containing protein 1 (gene Kank). Gene Ontology annotation, molecular function: protein binding. The transcript is spliced from 11 exons. Gene Ontology annotation, cellular component: cytoskeleton; cytoplasm. The record is from RefSeq and is a predicted model, not a curated record. The coding region runs from base 1903 to 5814 and encodes 1303 amino acids. Gene Ontology annotation, biological process: negative regulation of actin filament polymerization. NCBI's taxonomy places the organism in Eukaryota, Metazoa, Arthropoda, Insecta, Diptera, Drosophilidae.